AUGAUCGCGGCCCAGGAGCUGGCGCUGCCAGAGGACGGCGAAAAGCAGAUGGCCCUCUUCCUGCGCAAGUCCCGCGCCCACCUGGCCCUCGGCCAAUCCGAGGCCUUCUGCUCGGAGCUGAUGCCCCUGGUGGAAGCCGCGCUUCAAAGGGAAGAGGCCAUCGCCGAGCUGGCGGCCAGCGGCGCCGCGGCGGCGGCCGGCGGCGGCGCCGCGGGAGAGGAUGGGGCGGAGGGCGGCGGCGCUGCGCUGCCUCAGAAGCUGCGGCGCGCGUUGGUUCGGCUUGGGAAGGACGGCGCCAGAAGAGAGGGGGCAGAGGAGGAGUCGGUGUUCAAGGGCUACAAAUCCAGGAACCGCCGGAAGCAUGACGUCAUCGCGGCAGACCAGGCGGCGGCCGCGCUGGUCACCACCCUGCAGCGCCGCGCCGCCGCGGCCGGCGGCGGCGGCGGCGGCUGCGAGGGGGACGGCGGCGGCGGGGGCGAGGGGGAGGGUGUGCUGCCAGGCGGGGCCGACCUUUUUGAGGACGACCAGUUUUUCGACUCGUUCGUGCAGCUCUGCCGGGCCCUGGCCUCAUCUGGACGCGGCCAGGCGGCGGCGGUGCUCGUCGCGCGCGCGGCCGCGAUGGCAAAGGCGGCGGCCGGCUCCGCCGCCAAGGUCGAGUACCGCGACAGGGCCGCGGUGAUGCGCGCCCUGGGCAGCAGCGGCGCCGCGCGGCGGCGGAGGGCGCAGCUGCGGCAGCUCGCGGCGGAGGUGGAGUGCGCCACCGGGGACGCGCGCUCCUCGGCGCACCACGUCCGCUCCCUCUGCAGCAGCGUGGGCGAGGAUCGCCAUGGUCCCGCUGGGCGCGGCUGCCCGCGUGCUGGGGAGCUGCAGGGGGCGGUGCAGGGGGCGGCGCGGGCCGGCGUGACCGGCGCGGGGGGCGAUGCGCCGGGGGGCGUCUCGGCAGGCGUGGGGGCUGGCGGCGGCGGCGGCGGCGGCGGCGCCCGCCCGCCCUGGGCGUACAGCUGGGCGGCGUGGGGCCUGUACUGCCGCGUGCUGUCGCGCCUCGGCGGCCUGCGCCGCUGGGGGCGCUUCGUGCGGGUGAUGAGGGCCAAGCACCCCGACAGCCUCGCGCUCGCGGUGCUGCAGGCCCACGCCCUGGAGCAGUCGGGCGACCACUCGGAGGCCAGCGGGGAGUACGCGGUGGCGCUCAGGUGGGGGCAGGGGCGGCAUGACGUCACCGUGACGUAA
This is a messenger RNA of Monoraphidium neglectum, 1227 nucleotides long. RefSeq lists its product as hypothetical. The coding region runs from base 1 to 1227 and encodes 408 amino acids. Gene Ontology annotation, cellular component: transcription factor TFIIIC complex. NCBI's taxonomy places the organism in Eukaryota, Viridiplantae, Chlorophyta, Chlorophyceae, Sphaeropleales, Selenastraceae. Gene Ontology annotation, biological process: transcription by RNA polymerase III. The transcript is spliced from 11 exons. The record is from RefSeq and is a predicted model, not a curated record.